CCCCAUCCCUUAUUCCUCUUCUUUCUACGUCUUCUUUUUUAAACUAGUGCAUUUUCUCUUGAUCUAAUCUCACAACAUGGACAAAUUGGUCUCCGUCUACUCCCGUCCGCCUCACAAGGAUGAUUUCUACUCCGAGCAAGAGCAGCGAGACCUCACCGAGAACCUUCCCCCUCUCUCCCUCAAAUUCGACCUUCCUCCGAUUGACGACUCCCGAGGCUUCCUCCGUGCCAUGACCGAUGACCACUCCAACCCCAACUGCCCGAUUAAGCUCGCCCACGGCACAACAACGCUAGCUUUCCGAUUCCAGGGUGGAAUUAUCGUCGCUACAGAUUCCCGAGCCACCGCCGGUAACUGGAUCGCCAGUCAGACGGUCAAGAAGGUCAUCCCCGUGUCGCGGUUGAGCCGCGGUGAGGAUAAGGUGUCGCCCGAUGUUGCUGUUCCGGGUCUGCUGGGUACGAUGGCUGGUGGUGCUGCCGAUUGCCAAUAUUGGCUGCGGUAUUUGAGCCAGCAGUGCACGCUUCAUGAAAUCCGACACAAGCGCCGAAUCACCGUCGCCGCUGCCUCCAAGAUCCUCGCCAACCUGACCUACGCCUACAAGGGAUACGGGCUGAGCAUGGGAACCAUGUUAGCAGGAAUGACCCCCCAAGAAGGCCCCGCCCUGUACUACAUCGACUCAGACGGCACUCGCCUCCCAGGCAACCUGUUCUGCGUCGGGUCCGGUCAGACCUUCGCAUACGGCGUGCUGGACGCCAACUACAAGUACGACCUGACGGAGCAGGAGGCGCUGGAUCUGGGCCGCCGCAGUAUCCUGGCUGCCAUGCACCGGGACGCCUACUCCGGUGGUUUCAUCAACCUCUACCACGUCAAGGAGGAAGGAUGGGUGCAUCACGGCUUCGACGACAUGAACCCGAUCUUCUGGAAGACGAAGUUCGAGAAGGGCGAGUUCUCGAAUGUGCCGAUGGCGCUGUAGUUUUCUUUUCCCUUUAGUCGUUAGUUUGGUGGUUUUUGCUGGGGAAUAACGAGGACUAGAUACUUUAUUUAUUAUCUUAUGAUGUGUUUUCC
This is a messenger RNA of Aspergillus campestris IBT 28561, 1062 nucleotides long. It is a transcript of the gene pre2, whose product is annotated as proteasome core particle subunit beta 5. Lineage: Eukaryota; Fungi; Ascomycota; Eurotiomycetes; Eurotiales; Aspergillaceae. Gene Ontology annotation, cellular component: proteasome core complex. The transcript has 5 exons. The coding region runs from base 77 to 970 and encodes 297 amino acids. The record is from RefSeq and is a predicted model, not a curated record. Gene Ontology annotation, molecular function: threonine-type endopeptidase activity.